AUGCUCCCUUCAGAAGCUCAGAGAAAGAAAGAUUAUUUUCAAGUCAGCAUAUACAAAUAUAUCUUUGAUUGCAUGGUACAAGGAAAAGUGACACCCACUCAUCUAACCCAUCACACAAAAUUGAAUCCAGAAAAGCCACUGGGACCUUCAGUGCUGAGGCAUGCCCAGCAGGGAGGCUUCUCUGUGAAGUCUUUGGGUGACCUCAUGGAACUAGUCUUCUUGUCUCUAACACUGUCUGAUCUCCCAGUUAUUGAUACCCUGAAGGUUGAGUAUGUCCACCAAGAGACUGCCACUGUGCUGGGUACAGAGAUUGUGGCCUUUGAAGUGCGUGAAGUAAGAGAGAAGGUGCAGCAUUAUAUGGCCUACUGGAUGGGUCACCGAGAACCUCAAGGGGUUGAUGUGGAAGAGGCUUGGAAAUGCCGGACAUGCAGCUAUGCAGACAUCUGUGAAUGGAAAAGGAAUGGUGGAGUACUUAGCUCCACCCUGGAACCCCUGGCCAAAAAAGCCAAAUGAGCAGGAAGUAUGUAUUGAAUGUGAUCCUUCUUUUUCCUAUUGCGCCUGAGCAAAAGAAGACCAGUCUCAGCUUGGCUUUCAUAGAGAGCCUUUUUUUUUUUUAAACUAUUUACAUAUGAGUGGUGAAUUCUUGUAAUUUUAUGUUGCCUUGGCAUCCAUUUCAGAGUUGUU
This is a messenger RNA of Tupaia belangeri chinensis (Chinese tree shrew), 684 nucleotides long. RefSeq names its product exonuclease V-like. Gene Ontology annotation, biological process: interstrand cross-link repair. The record is from RefSeq and is a predicted model, not a curated record. Gene Ontology annotation, molecular function: single-stranded DNA 5'-3' DNA exonuclease activity. NCBI's taxonomy places the organism in Eukaryota, Metazoa, Chordata, Mammalia, Scandentia, Tupaiidae. Bases 1 to 513 code for a protein of 170 amino acids. Gene Ontology annotation, cellular component: nucleus. The transcript has a single exon.